GCCGGUUUCGUAGCUGUCGUCAUUGCGAGCGUAUUCAGCGAGGAAUUGUGUGUGUUUUUGUAAAAGAAGAGUUUUUGGCCGAUCCGGGGAGAGUUGGACAUCUUUUAUUGGUGUUGCCAUUUGUACCAGGUCCUAGUAUUAACAGCUACCGCCCAGUUUUGAUACGCCAAUAGAAAUAAAUGUCUAAGUGUAAAAGUUAACACGCAAAAUAGUAUGCCAGUUUGGCUGAGAGGUGGUAUCGGGCCAAUUCAACCGGAAGUUCUAGCACAAGGUUCCGGAGAACCGGAAGCGCGAGAAAUAACAUGGGUAUACACCCCAGAUGCAGACCUACCACGAGAAGCGUUCUUCGCCGGAGAAAAUGAAAACUGCGACGAGAUGUUCAUCGGACGCACCGUUGUCGACGGUGAUAUGAUACCCGGAAUGAUUGUACCAAACACAGGACAGUUAAUAUUUAGCAAUAAAGGCGUAAUUACAACUACAGAUGAAAAACAAGUAUUAUGCGGAGUGGUAAUGAAGUGGAUGAUAUGCCAACCUACACAAAUCCACCAUAAGGCUGUGAUUGGCGGAAGACUCGCGGAUGGUCAAUCAAUUUACAUCGGAAUGGCAACAAUCAAUGGCAAAGUUCUGAUUGGUCACGUGGAUCCAAGCAAAGACCAUAAAUUGUUUGUACCCUAUGAGGGUAGACAAGAAUCCACAAGGAAUUAUAAAAUAUUAAUCGCGGGUAUAUCCGGCUACGGUUUCCGCCCGGACUUGUACGAUCCCAGCGCCCUAUCCUACGCACCGAAUGAUAUGCCCAGCGCUCCCCAGGCGCCGCACUGGCACCAUCCGCAAGACUUUCCGCCGGUCGGGCCUGGCCAGCUUCCACCCGGCCCACCUGGCAACGUGGAGAUGCACAACGGUGGUUACUUCUGGGUGAACAACAGCACCUUCUCAAAUGUCCCAAUGCACGCAGUGCGCGGUGGCACAGACUCCGACGGUUCGGAAAUCUUCGUAGGUCGCGCUUUUGUCGGCGGUGACUGGUGCCCGGCGAAAAUCGUCCCUGCACGAGGGGAAGCAUACGUUGCUUUUGACAGCCAGGAACACGUAGUGACCAAUUACGACGUAUUGUGCGAACAGCGUUUCCAAUGGGUGCCUGCAUACGGCGGUCAGGUACCACCCAAUGCAGUUUGCGGAGGUCAAACCUCCGAUGGGGAAAGAUUAUACAUCGGCAGAGCGUACCACGAAGGUUCUAGCACGGUCGGAAAGGUUCAUCCAUCGCACAACUGUUUAUACAUCCCCUAUGGCGGUGAAGAACUUAAAUUUGACAGCUAUGAGAUUCUAGUUAGAAUGUAACCUCACAUCUUUUGCGAUAUAAACUUUAAAAUUAAA
This is a messenger RNA of Dalotia coriaria, 1368 nucleotides long. RefSeq lists its product as uncharacterized. The coding region runs from base 214 to 1332 and encodes 372 amino acids. Lineage: Eukaryota; Metazoa; Arthropoda; Insecta; Coleoptera; Staphylinidae. The record is from RefSeq and is a predicted model, not a curated record. The transcript has 9 exons.